UUUUCUAAAAAUGUUGCAUAAAUUGAUUUUAAUUUUCCUUUUUGGAUUGUAUCUAGUAUCAGUGAUUAAUAGCAAAAAGUUGAGAAUAAUUGAAGGAGAAUUUGCACUUCCCGGACAAUUCCCUCAUCAAGUCUCGAUACAAGAAUUAUCUGGCGAUAAUUGCACGAGACAUGUUUGCGGUGGUAGUAUCAUUGAUGAAUGGCACAUUUUAACAGCUGCCCAUUGCGUUACUAGCAACUUGUUUCGCCAAUUUAAUAAUAUACCGAUUACAAUAGUUGCUGGAACUAUAGAUUUACUAAAUCGAACAUCGGCAGUAUAUCAUGAUGUCGAGUUGAUUUUUAUGCCACAUUCUUAUACACUCAAUGGUGACGAAGAAUAUAAAGAUGAUAUAGCCAUAUUGAAGUUGAGAGACCCAUUAUCACUCGAUUCUCAUCCAUACUUGCGGGCUGUAAAGUUACCGGCUUCCGAUCAAUACCUGCCACCCGAUAAUCUAAAUGCCGUCAUGUCUGGAUUUGGAGUUUUCAAAGAGUUUCUGAAAAAUGGCACAUGGAAAUUAAGCUAUAUGAGUAGAUAUUUACGAUAUGCUUACGGAGUUAUCAAUGUUCCUGAACCUAAAGGAUGUCUCGAUUCACAAAUUUGUGUAAAAUCGUUUAAUGCAUAUAUAGGUCGUUUGGAAGGAGUAUGCCACGUAAGUAACACUUAAUUAAUUUUAGUUUCUCGAUGUUUCUCGUAUUUCUCAUUUCAGGGGGACAGUGGAGGUCCUCUUUACGACGAGGCCACCAACACACUGAUUGGUAUUACUAGUCACAAAGUUUAUGAACGGUGUGGAACGGUUGCCAGAUUUACCAGAGUUUCAUCUUUUUUGGAUUUUAUCAACAAAGUAGUUGUUAAUCGCAUAGAUCCCACGAAUAUUCUGUUUACAAAACAGUCGCAUAAUAAUGCAAUCGAGUUUCCACACCGCACGGUUUGUAAUG
Messenger RNA from Trichogramma pretiosum, 974 nucleotides. RefSeq names its product chymotrypsin-C-like. Gene Ontology annotation, molecular function: serine-type endopeptidase activity. Bases 11 to 703 code for a protein of 230 amino acids. Gene Ontology annotation, biological process: proteolysis. NCBI's taxonomy places the organism in Eukaryota, Metazoa, Arthropoda, Insecta, Hymenoptera, Trichogrammatidae. The transcript is spliced from 3 exons. The record is from RefSeq and is a predicted model, not a curated record.